Ilex paraguariensis (yerba mate) is the source of this 552-nucleotide messenger RNA. The record is from the annotation of a GenBank genome assembly. Lineage: Eukaryota; Viridiplantae; Streptophyta; Magnoliopsida; Aquifoliales; Aquifoliaceae.
AUGCUUACUUGCAGCGGUGCAGAGGGAUCUACUGGAAAUUCAAGUGACCUUGAUAGCGUUAUUGCAUCAAUCAAGGAUUUUGAUAUUACACCUGAAAACACGAGGUUGUUCUUGCCCCAGGUUAAGUGGGAGAAGUUGGCUUCCAUGUAUGUCCCAGGCCGAUCUGGCUCAGAAUGUGAAGCAAGAUGGUUGAAUUGUGAAGACCCCUUAAUCGAUCACCAUCCAUGGACUAGUGUGGAAGAUAAGAAUCUUCUGCAUAUUGUCCAACAAAGGGGGAUCAGCAACUGGAUUGAUAUUGCAGUAUCAUUAGGAACAAACAGAACCCCAUUUCAGUGUCUGGCACGUUACCAAAGAAGUCUCAAUGCUUCGAUAAUGAAAAGGGGGUGGACUGAGGACGAAGAUGAAAAACUUCGUGCUGCAGUAGAAGUUUUUGGCGAGAGUAGUUGGCAGGAUGUUGCUUCCAGUUUGGAAGGAAGGACAGGUACCCAAUGCUCUAAUAGGUCAGUUAACUUGCUCAAUGAUGAUAUUGAGUUCUCAUUGAAUUUUGGUUGA